AUGGCAAGACGAAUAAGUUUUAUUGGACACUUGAAUGCUGAAUGGGACAUACCCUGUUUAUCUCUUGAAGAUAUGGUCACGACGUGCGAGCAAAACCCGAGAAGGCUUUCGUAUUUCGACUUCCCAAUAUUAGAAGACGAUCAUUUCAAUUUAGACUGUCUCAAUGAAAAACCAAACAUCUCCAUUAACUGCAUCCCGGAAACAUCUGGGAAUGAUUUACAAGCGGAAGAGCUGAUGGUGGAUGAUGACAACAAAAAUAACUCCCCGUCUCACAAACAGCGCAAGUUCUUGUACCUAUCGUAUGAGAACGAGAUAAACAAUAUCGUUUUCAACAGUUCCGAUCUAAACUGGUCAAUCAAUGACAUCAAAAAGGAAUUAAUGAGCUGGACAGUUUGGAAAGUCUGCAAGCUGUUUGUCCAGCAACUGAUGGAGGAAAAUAAUGAGGACAUCAGUGGACAUCAAAAACGUUUUAGAUUUGGAUCUACGAGUGAAGAUGACGACUACAACGAUUUACAAAAUUUUAAUUUUUCCAAUUCUUGA
Helobdella robusta is the source of this 540-nucleotide messenger RNA. RefSeq lists its product as hypothetical. The record is from RefSeq and is a predicted model, not a curated record. The transcript is spliced from 3 exons. Bases 1 to 540 code for a protein of 179 amino acids. Lineage: Eukaryota; Metazoa; Annelida; Clitellata; Rhynchobdellida; Glossiphoniidae.